AUGUGUAUACAUCAUGGAGGGGUAUUCAUUACACAUAGUGAUACACAUGUUGAAUAUGUUAGAGGGACUGAAUCAAGGGUCUCUGAUGUUAAUAUUGACACUUUUGUUACUUUUGAUAUGCCUAAGUAUGCCAAAAAUCUUGGUAUUAUGAAUGUAAUAGAAUUUCUUUUCCAGAUUCCUCAGAUGGAACUUCAUAAUGGCUUAUGUUCAUUGAAUAAAGAUGGUGAUGUGAGGGCCCUACGUGACCGGUUAGAAUUUGCACCUGAAAAGUUAAUAUACAUAUAUGUGAAGCAUGUUGAACAAGUUGUUGAGCAACAAGUUGAUGAGGAUCAAGGUAAUGAAGGUGAUGAUGAGCAUGAGCGUUAUAAAGAAGUUGAUGAAAGGGUUGGAGUAGAUGAAAUUUUUUUGGAUGAGGACUAUGCUGAUUUGGAUGAUAAAGAGCACCCCAAGUACACUGAAUUUAGGAGUGAGGUGGAUAUGCCCAACCCCAUUUUUGAGAAGGGGAUGUUGUUUAGUGACCACAAGGAAUUUAAGAGGGCUAUGCAAUCUUAUAGAAUCAAACACGAAUAUCCAUUGUUAAUUGGUAAGAACGAAUCUUGUAAGGUGAGUUACAAAUGUGAAAAUUGUGAGUGGUAUAUUUAUGCCUUAUGGGACCGUGAAGAAAACUCUUUGCUAGUGAAAACCUAUCGAGGAAAACAUACAUGUUCUAGGGCUUUUCAUGGUAGGAUGGUGUCUGCAAGGUGGAUUGCAGUUACAUGGCUAGAGGUGUUUAGAGGGAGACCCAAAAUCAAGAGUGCUGAGAUAAAGGAAGGUAUAAUGAGCCAAUUUCUAGUAGACAUAUCCUUGAACAAAGCCUUCAGGUCUAGGCAGAUCGCAUUGGAGAUGCUUAAAGGAAGGUUUGCCUACCAGUUGAAAGAGCUAGAGAUUAUUGUGAAGAGUUGA
Messenger RNA from Quercus lobata, 942 nucleotides. RefSeq lists its product as uncharacterized. The record is from RefSeq and is a predicted model, not a curated record. NCBI's taxonomy places the organism in Eukaryota, Viridiplantae, Streptophyta, Magnoliopsida, Fagales, Fagaceae. Bases 1 to 942 code for a protein of 313 amino acids. The transcript is spliced from 2 exons.